Messenger RNA from Cyphellophora europaea CBS 101466, 912 nucleotides. RefSeq lists its product as uncharacterized. The transcript has a single exon. The record is from RefSeq and is a predicted model, not a curated record. Gene Ontology annotation, cellular component: mitochondrion. Gene Ontology annotation, molecular function: Y-form DNA binding; crossed form four-way junction DNA binding; flap-structured DNA binding. Lineage: Eukaryota; Fungi; Ascomycota; Eurotiomycetes; Chaetothyriales; Cyphellophoraceae. Bases 1 to 912 code for a protein of 303 amino acids.
AUGGGAAUCCGUAAUCUUGCAUAUUGCCAUUUACGAACGAGGCUGGAUAGGCUGGAUACACCAGGACAAAAGAAGUAUUCCAAUGUUGAGGUCAUCGCUUGGGAGCGAAUGGAUGUAUCGAAGGGAGUCGUGCAUGAGGUCAACGAGAAGGACGUCCCUGUAGCGAAAGCUAAGGCGGGAAGACGUAAACAACGGAAAGAAGGCGAUGAUGAGGAAGAAUUGAUUCCGUCCGCGAAGGAGUCAUUCGAUCCAGCAACAUAUGCGGAGCGUACCUACGCUUUUGUAAGUCGCAUACUGGAGAAGCAUCGCCCGACGCAUAUCCUGAUUGAGCGCCAGAGAUUCAGGACUGGUGGAGGACCGUCGGUUCAGGAGUGGGCUUUGCGCGUUGGCAUGUUUGAGUUCAUGCUGUACGCAACGCUGCAAGCCCUGAAAUCACAGGGCGUACACAGCAGUGCUGUGGAACCUGUAUUGCCGACAGCAGUCAACAGAUAUUGGAUUUCCCAAAUCGAAGAGCGCGGCUUCUGGAGUGAUUUCAAACCCACCAGCUCCUCGAUGAAGCAGUACAAGAUCGAUGCGGUGAAAAACAUGCUGAGAGGCGAGAAGUACAAAACCCGACAUCUUCAAUUCUCCAGUCAAGCACAAGGGACUGCAUCGAAGUUUCUGCCCACCCAAAGUGGGAGUCAGAAAGCGCCGAAGACCCCAAAGACGAGCUCGAGUCUUAAGCUGGACGAUCUCUCGGACUGUCUUCUUCAAGGGCUGGCCUGGAUUGCAUGGCAGGAGAACCUCCGAAGACUGUAUUCAAUCUACGGCCAUUACUACCCAUAUGGGAAUGUUAUCGAGCCGCACGAUCCGCUUAACUCAAGCGCAACAAUACUGAAUCGAAUGAAGGGCCCGGAGAUAGCACUGACCUGA